Molecule: messenger RNA, 7053 nt
Organism: Phycodurus eques (leafy seadragon)
Lineage: Eukaryota; Metazoa; Chordata; Actinopteri; Syngnathiformes; Syngnathidae
Gene: znrf3
Product: zinc and ring finger 3
Exons: 8
Coding region: 98-2596 (832 amino acids)
Biological process (GO): negative regulation of canonical Wnt signaling pathway; ubiquitin-dependent protein catabolic process; Wnt receptor catabolic process
Molecular function (GO): frizzled binding; ubiquitin protein ligase activity
Source: RefSeq, a predicted model, not a curated record
CUUAAAAAGAAAAGAUUCAUUUCCCCCCGCAUCCGCACUAGGGUCCCGCCGCGUCGGACAUGCCGUUCCGCUCGGCGCCGCAGACCCCGCCGGCGAGAUGAUAACGACGACUACCGCGACUACCAGGACGACUACCAGGAUGCUGAUGCCGACGAUGGUGGCGCCGUGGCGGGGCGGCUCGGAGCGGGACCACCCCCACUCCCAGCACCACCACCACCACCACCACCAUCCCGGCUCCUCCGCGGCGGCGGCGCUGCUGCUCCUCGCCGCCGUGCUUGCCGCCGAGCCCCGCGUCGCCCUCGCCAAGGAUACGGCCUAUGUGGAGGUGGUCUUGUUCGAGUCCAGCGCCAACGGGGAUUACACCACGUACACGACGGGCUUGCAGGGUCGCUUCUCCAAGGCUGGAGCCACCAUCAGCGCCGAGGGGGACAUCGUCCAAAUGCAUCCUUUGGGAUUAUGUAACAACAACGACGAGGAGGACCUGUACGAGUACGGCUGGGUCGGGGUAGUGAAGCUGGAGAAACCAGAGCUGGACCCCAGUUGUCUCACCGUGCUGGGAAAGGCCAAAAGAGCGGUCCAGCGGGGAGCCACCGCCGUCAUCUUCGAUGUGUCGGAAAACCCGGAUGCCAUUGACCAGCUCAACCAGGUGGGCGACGACCCCCUGAAGCGUCCGGUGGUCUACGUGAAGGGCAACGACGCCGUCAAGUUGAUGAACAUCGUCAAUAAGCAGAAAGUGGCGCGCGCAAGGAUACAACACAGACCCCCCAGGCAGCCCACCGAGUACUUCGACAUGGGCAUCUUCCUGGCCUUCUUCGUGGUCGUGUCGCUCGUCUGCCUCAUUCUGCUCGUCAAGAUCAAGCUCAAGCAGAGGAGGAGUCAGAGCUCCAUGAACAGGAUGGCGAGUCAGGCGCUGGACAAGAUGGAGACGCGCAAGUUCAAGGCCAAAGGUGGCAAAGUGGCGCGCGAAAGCAGCUGCGGGGCGUCCGACUCGCUGAGCAGCAGCUCCACGUCCGACUGCGCCAUCUGCCUGGAGAAGUACAUCGACGGAGAGGAGUUGCGGGUCAUCCCUUGUGCUCACCGCUUCCAUAAGAAAUGUGUGGAUCCCUGGUUGCUCCAGCAUCACACCUGCCCCCACUGCAGACACAACAUCAUCGAGCAAAAGAAGGGAAAUCCGGGCCACGGAUGCAUGGACCCCGGCAACCCGCUUCACGGGCGCCAGCAGAGGGUGGUCCUGCCAGUCCACUACCCCGGCAGAGUGCACCGGGCCGGCCAGGUGACGGCCUACCCCACCCGGACCAGCAUGGACCCUCAUGGCAACGCCAUAACCGUGCUCACAGUGGACCAGCACCCCGACCCUCAAGGCCUGUACCCGCCCCAAGCCGCGUCUUCCUUCCUGCGGAGCUACCACCCUGCCCUUCACCUGGACCGCUCCCUCAACCCCCACCACUGCGGACUGGAGCACCGCGGUCCCCCUGCCUACCAAGCGCAGCCGCCUCCGCACCACCCUGCUUUUAAACGCCCCAAAUUCCACGGGCGCAACUUUUCACGGGCGGCGUGUUUCUCUCAGUACGAAACCAUGUACCAGCACUACUACUUCCAGGGCUUGACUUUCCCCCAGCAGCCUUCCGAGGGGGGCCAGGGCCCCACGGGUCUAGGUCACAAGGCUCACCACGGCAGGUCCUUCCAGCAAGGACUCUUGUACCCCACCGUGGUGCACAUGGCUCCGGCCUCCUCCUCGAGGGUGGGCGACGGGGGCAGCGCUUCGGGCCUGAGCUGCUACCACGGUCACCGCUCGGUGUGCAGCGGCUACCUGGCCGAUUGCCCCGGGAGCGACAGUAGCAGCAGCAGCUCAGGCCCGUGCCACUGCUCCUCCAGCGAUUCCAUGUUAGACUGCACAGAGGUCAGCAACCAGGGGGUGUACGGGAGCUGCUCCACCUUCCGGAGCUCUUUGAGUAGCGACUAUGAUCCCUACGUCUAUCGGAGUAAGAGCCCGUGUCGGAGUUCUGCUGGGGAGGCCACGACCGCGGUGUGCCCCUCAGCCCCUGAGGAGUCGUCGUCAUCCGCGGGACCCUCGGGAUUCGACUGUCUCCAGCUUCCCUACAACUCGGGGGACCACCUGUCCAACUGCAGCUUGGAGCCCAACUAUAGCAGUCGCUCAUCACUGGAACCCAGGGAGACCGGUGCCCCCGAGGCCCCCGGAGCAGACACCAGGGCCGAGGCGGGUGAGCUCGGGGCGGGAACGGGGGCGGCGUGCACUUGCUGCUUCGAGGUGCUUCCCCAGAACGCCGAGGCCAAGGCCCAGGACUUGGAGCAGGCGUCCGGACGUUGUACCAGGGGCUCCAAGAACUACUCGUGCCCUUCCUCGGACCCCUAUGAAGGACUACCUUGCUGUUUCUACAAGGAGAUGAAGGUCCACAGGGGACACUAUGCGGAGGACUACGCUGUCAACGUGCAGUACGCUGAAUCGGAGGCCUGCCCGGCGCAGGGCUGCUACGAACUCAACCAGAGGAUACCCAUCAUCCCCGAGGACACCAAUUGUGAAAGCAGCCUUUUACCCGACUCGGUCACUGAUGGAGGCGGAGGCGCGAAACGAUGACUUCUCCACCCGAGGUUGCUCGUACCCUCAGCAGGAAGAGACCAGGGCUUUGUUUCCGCCUCAGCGCUCGGAAAACGCUUUGAGUCGAAGUACUGAGGGCUGUCUGGGUGUGUGACUUCUGGAAAAACAAAAUUGCUUUUGGUACCGCAGCAGUUGGUCGGUGGUUCGAAACCCUCAGUUGCCUUGCUUUCUGGUCAGUGCGGUCACGUAGAAACGUAGGGGUGUUUACCGAAAUGCUCAUUUUUGCUGACUGUCAUCGUACAGGAACGUGGGGCUUUCUACCGAAAUUUCUCACGUUCAUUCCUGUGGGCCACGAUUGUGUCAAAGUGGCUCUGCGCCAUGCUUCCAUCCAGGGUUUGACAUCUGCGUCUUCUACGUACACUCACUGCCUUUAGAGCUUCAACGUAGUUUGUACGGUCGUAACUAUACCAAAACGAACAAGAUGUGAUUGUGUUGUCACUAGAGCAGGGUACCAUGUCUCUCUGGAGGGUCAUACAAGAGAAAUAUAUUUUAUAUACUGUAUGUGUAUGUUUUUCUAUAUUUAUAUACUGUAUAUAUAUAUAUAUAUAUAUAUAUAUAUAUAUAUAUAUAUAUAUCAGUGUUUCCCAACCUUUAUUGAGCCAAGGCACAUAUUGUAGAAACAUCUCACAGCACACCACCCAACAAACACAAAACAAAAAGCCAUCUUGCUUGAGUUACCAAACACCACAUUGUUAAAGUUGGUAUUAUACCUUACUUUUCUUUCGCCUGCUAUUGUGCACCGACAUCAACAAUUGCUAAUUUAUUACGCUGUCAUUGAUUAGAUGGUUAUGGACACAUCAAAGUCAAAGUCUGUGCUUGCAUCGAGCGAUCGAGAAGAGAAAAGGCUUUAAUACUUAACAAGACCUAGCGACUGUGGUUAUAUCAUCUGGCCAAACACGUUUUCAAAGGUCUAAGAGUCAUGAGCGAUGCAAUAAUAUAACAAUGGCAUGACUAGACAGUUUAAUAGACGGAAAUGAAUCUGUACACAAUGACCGACAUAGCUGACCACUUCCUUCUGCACCGAAGCAUGACAUCUAUUUUUAACAAAGACACUCGCUCAAAUGUAUAUCACCUAAAUAUUUGUAAUUGUUAUUGUCUAAAAUCCAGACUUUCAAUCUUGAGAUGACAAAACACCCCACAGCUCCUGCUAAGUGAGGGAAGAGGCACUUUUACAAAACUUCAGCAGAGUUAAUACAUUUGUUUUCGACACUUUAAAUUGAUUAAUAAUGCAUUAAAAUAACAGACGUGGGGAGUGACCAUUAGUGUGAAUUUGUGGGAAGAAAUUCAAAUUGACCAUAUUUGGACAUACGAGGUCUCUGCUUGACACGGACAAUAUACUGAAAUAAUAAUGAUCUAGUCCCAGGUUAAUUGUAACUUCUGCCAUCUAGCGGCCGGCAUAGAUAGAUGAACAAAGAUAACUAUUGGUUGUUAAACGAAUAACAAUUUUCCGACCAAUGAAAUGAAAUUGGAUCAUUUCAUACGCCACAGUGGUUGGGAAUCACUGAUUUAUACUGUAUGUGUAUAUAACAAGAAAAUGUGUAUAAACAAGAAAUGUGAAUGCACAAUAUCCCCUGAGCACCGAGAGGUUUGCCUGAGUUAAGCGCGUUUCCAUCCUAAAAAUAUUAUGACCCAUCUUCAAGCACAGUGCUACUGAUCCGUAUGCGUGGUCACCAUAGAGCAGUGGUUGUCAAACAUUUGGGGUCAUUGGACAACAUUUCUAGGACCAGUUGGUUUUUUAACUUAAGGACCACCGGAAAUGGGCAAGAUGUGGUAGACUUCCCUUGUCUUUUCGGGUAUGGCUUCUUGAGACUUUUUCGUGGGUCUCCUCCUGAUAGAAAUGCCUACCAAAUUUUAUGUUGCUGAGCUUCGGAGGCUGAGUUUUUAAACAGUGCAGAGUCAACUUUUGAGGGAUCGUCCCUAAAUGCUUCUUACCUGGAUUAAAAAAAAAUAACAAAUACACACACACACACAUAUAUAUAUAUAUAUAUAUAUAUAUAUAUAUAUAUAAAAUAAACAUAUUUCCUCAUGACUUUAGGAGACUUUAAGUUAACCCCCACCCACCCAUGCCUUAAAGAGCCCCAGUCAGAGUUCUUCCAGGAGACAUGCUAACUCAGAUAAAAAGCCGUUUCAGCAUUUAUUCAGUAUUCCUCUAUCCAGCUUAAGGUCCGUGUGCUGGUACAGUCUUGGUCCUCACUAGUAUGACAAUUCAAAGCCGUUUCAGCAUUUAUUUCAUAUCCAUGAUGAGGAGUGUGUACUGACGGGUGACACAUGCUUACUAUUUGGGCCGAGUACUGUUACUAGUGCAGGACAGUAUUUUAUUAGUAAGGUUUAAUUGCGUCGUCGUAGGGUCAAAGUGGCACCGCUCAAAGUAGCGAAACAAAUGUUACUAGAAAAAGUACUAGUUCACCCUAGUUAUUCUACUACUGCCCUGACUUAUUUACUUACCUAUUUUUGUCUUAAGAUAAUACAUUUUUGAGAGAAGAAAAAUUCCCACCCAAAAAAAUAAAAUUCUCAAAAAAUACUUUUGAAAAAUCUGAAGAAUUUUUUUUUUCUCAAACUAUGGCGUUUGUCUCCUAAAAAGAUUAUUUUUCCAAGAACUUGUUGAGGGAAAAACUCAUAUUCUUGUAAAAAAAAAAAAAAAAAAAAACUUUUUAUUAUUGGGAAUAAGAUUGUUUGUAUUAUUAUUAUUAUUCGAUUAUCUGUUGGAGGUGGGAGUUGAAGCUUUUUCUGACAGGAGACUGCCAGACGUUCCCAGCAGACCCUCGACAAUACGUUUGGGCCUGCCAGGUCCCCAACCAUCGGAGCCAACUCAUCACCAGGUGGUAACCAGUUGACAGCUCCCCCCUUCACUCCACCGGAGUGUCCAAGACAUGCGGCCGCAAGUCCGAUGACACGACCACAAAGUCGAUCGUCGGACUGGGGCCUACGGUGUCCUGGUGCCAAGUGCACGUGUGGACACACUUAUGCUUGAACAUGGUGUUCGAUAUGGACAAUCCGUGAUGAGCACAGAAGUCCAAUAACAGAACUCCGCUCGGGUUCUGACCGGGGGGGGGGGGGGGCGUUCCUCCCAAUCACGCCCUUCCAGGUCUCACCGUCAUUGCCCACGUGAGCAUUGAAGUCCCCCAGCAGAACGAUGGAGUCCCCAGUGGUAGCGCUCACCGGCACUCCCUCCAAGGACUCCAAAAAGGGUGCGUACUCUCAACUGCUGUUUGGUGCAUAGGCACAAACAACAGUCAGGACCCAUCCCCCCACCCGAAGGCGCAGGGAGGGUAACCUCUCGUCCACCAGGGUGAACACCAAUAUAGAGGCAAUAAGUAUACCCACACCUGCUCGGCGCCUCUCACCGUGAGCUCCUUGGUCACGUUCUGGUGGACACCAGCGGUAAGGGAUGGCGUCAAGCUGGUGAAGGAAUCCUAUCGGGCAUUUUUGGCCUAUGGGACUCCUGAGGCAGCUGAUGGGUACCGGCUGGCCAAGCGGAAUGCAGCUUUGGUGUUCGCUGAGGCAAAAACUUGGGUGUGGGAGGAGUUCAGUGAGGGCAUGGAGAACAACUUCCGGAAGGCUUCGAGGAAAUUCUGGUCCACCAUCAGGCGUCUCAGGAGGGGGAAGUAGUGCCCCGUCAACACUGUGUAUAGUGGGGAUGGGGCGCCGGUGACCUCGACUCGGGACGUUGUGAGCCGGUGGGGAGAAUACUUCGAAGACCUCCUCAGUUCCACCGACACGCCUUCCCAUGAGGAAGCAGAGCCUGGGAUCUCUGAUCAGGGCUUUCCUAUCUCUGGGGUUGAGGUCACCGAGGUGGUUAAAAAGCUCCUCGGUGGCAAGGCCCCGGGGGUGGAUGAGAUUCACCUGGAGUUCCCAAAGGCUCUGGAUGUUGUGAGGCUGUCCUGGUUGACACGCUUCUGCAACAUCGCAUGUACAUCGGGGGCAGUGCCUUCUGGGCACGUCCCACCGGGAGGAGACCCUGACGUGCUGGAGAGACUCUCCUGAAUGAAGUGGCUGGGGAGAGGGAAGUCUGGGCUUCCCUGCUAAAGCUACUGCGGCCGCGAUCCGACCUCGGAUAAGUGGAAGAAAAUGGAUGGAUUGUUAGAAAAACAUUUGUUUUGCUCUGGGAAAAAAAAAUUCUUAAAGAAUAAUUUUUUUCUCCUGAAAAACAUUUUUAUUUAUUGAAAAAUAAAUGUGAUAAACAAAAAAACUACGUCAUUUGUUUCCAAAAAAUAAGUCUAUUUUUCAAAAAGAAAUAUAUAUUUUGAGAAUCCAUCUCCUGAAUUGUCUUACUAGUGAGGACAAAGAGUGUACAAGUAGCUUGAUAUUAAGACUGUGGACUAAAUGCAGGAAGGGCUUUUGCCAUGAAUUGGGAUGUACCAAAAGGCCAAAGCAAGAGUCUACGUCAAAAGGCUUCCUUAUUGUACUGUGACUAUUUUGAAACAAAACAAACAAAA